AUGGACAAACACACAACGCUGAAAUCUACACUUGUGAUCCGACCUCGGUCUGCAGUUCUAUUGAAGCCCGGAAACGUACUUUGGUGCUAUGUUGGUAUGAUUGCUCCCAAGGCCGGAGUCAAUGUCGGAGGAGAGGUCGUUUGUGAUGGACAAUGCUCUUCACUGAGCGGAAUCGUCAACGGCGACAGCGUGACCACCUUCCAAUGUGUACCGACACCAGUCUGCAAGUCCCUUGGUAUCGGACAGGACGGUGGUUGCAUGCCCCUGCCAGGAGAUCGCGAAGUCAAAGGAUGUUGCUGCAGUGGUUCAAACAGCUGCAAUCUGUACCAGUUGAACAGGACUGACAUUUCACCACCAACCCCAUCACCAGUACAGGAGUAUCCGAUCUCUUGCUGGACUGGAGUCUAUGUGAACGGAAAUGCCCUUACCUCGGCUGGAUUCUCCACUUGCUAUGGCGAAUGUGCUAGUGUGACUCUGCAAACCACAUUGAAUGGUCAAGCUCACAAUGCACACCGUGUUCAUGUGCGACCCGACAUCGGUCUGCCAGGCUCUCAACAGUUGGCUCCUUUUACAGAUAUGAGCAACACAUGUGCCACCGUUGAGCCAGGAGUCUCUGGUUGCUGCUGUAAUGACGACGCCUGUCUCACACCAACAAAGUCACCUCUCAACAAUCCUCUGACCUGCUACGUUGGAGUGAACGCCCCGAAGGCCGGAAUCAACGUCGGAGCUGAGGUGGUUUGCUCAGGAAUGUGCUCUUCUCUGAACGCCAUUGUCAACGGCGACAACGUGACCACCUUCCAGUGUGUAUCGAGAAGCGUCUGCAAGGCAUACGGUAUUGGAGUCGGUUACGGAUGCCAAACAAUCAGGGGCGACCGUGAAGUGACUGGAUGCUGUUGUGACAACGGAAACGGCUGUAACCUCGCCGCCAGACCCGAUAUCAUUCAACCAACCCUCGCUCCCUAUACGGAAUUCCCUAUUUCAUGCUGGAGCGGAAUCUAUGUGAACGGAGUGGCACUGUCUAAGCCAGGUUACCAAAGCUGCAACGGAGAGUGCGCCUCGUUGACGCUGGUCACUCAAGUCAACCAGGUCACGCACAACGCCACCAUGUACACCUGUGAUCCAUCUGCAGUCUGCAAAGCUCUCAAUAUGGACAACCAAUGCACAACAAUUGAGACCGGAGUCAGUGGAUGUUGCUGCAACACCGAUGCCUGUUUGACUCCUACCAGGACGCCUGGAAAGAAACUCUGGUGCUAUGUGGGACUCAUUGCCAAGAAGGCCGGAGUGAAUGUAGGAGCUGAGGUUGCUUGCGAUGGAAUGUGCUCUUCGUUGAGCGGUUCUGUGAACGGUGACGAUGUUGUGACGUUCCAAUGCGUACCCAACAAAGUCUGCAAGACCUUCAUGAACACCGACGGAUGCUCAACAUUGCAGGGAGAUCGUGAAAUCACCGGAUGUUGUUGCCGUGACAGCGAUAGUUGCAACGUCAAGCAACUGAACAGAACUGACGUGAGUAGUAGAAAAAAAGGGGUACGAAUUGGGUAG
Molecule: messenger RNA, 1539 nt
Organism: Ostertagia ostertagi
Lineage: Eukaryota; Metazoa; Nematoda; Chromadorea; Rhabditida; Trichostrongylidae
Source: the annotation of a GenBank genome assembly